This is a messenger RNA of Didymodactylos carnosus, 1053 nucleotides long. NCBI's taxonomy places the organism in Eukaryota, Metazoa, Rotifera, Eurotatoria, Philodinida, Philodinidae. The record is from the annotation of a GenBank genome assembly.
AUGUAUCAAUGCCUCGGUCAAGUUACCACUGAAUUUACUAACAAAGGUGAAAUAUAUGAUUCGACAAUAACCUAUGAAGAGUUAUUUAAAGGCGGUCAUGUUGUCUGGUUUAUGAUUGCUUUUCAAGCACAACUUAAUUUGCCGUUAGGCUUGACAGACUCCAUCUUUGGUUAUAAUAUGCUCUAUCCUUACACUGAUGAUCUAGUAGAUAGUAAUGAUAUAUCACGAGAGGCAAAAAAAGAAUUUGCUAAAAUUUUUCAUGAGCGACUACUUUUUGGCGAAUCAAAAUAUGAUCCCAAAGUACAUUUUGAUGGAAGACCAUCGAAUAUCGCUGAUCUCGAUUUAUUGCCAUUAUUGCAACCAUAUGCCGAUCGAAUAGUAAAAAUCUUUGAUAUGGUCAAAUUUAUUGAAAACGAUUGGCAACGUGGCGGUGAAUAUGAAGGUGUCUAUAUGGCUUUAGCUACAAUUCAUGAAUCACAAAUGAAAUCUACGCUGCAACAUGCAAAAGUGGAAGAUGGAUAUGAACCAACAAUGGCACAAAUUGAGCAAGUCAGUGCUGAAAAGGGAGGUGCAUCGUUGAUUGCAGCCGGAUUUUUGGUAGAAGGUCAAAUGACAAGAGCUAAACUGGCCUAUUUAGAAUACAUCGGGUUUGCUUUACAGUUGCUCGAUGAUUUACAAGAUCUACAUGAAGAUAUGAAAAAUAAUCAUCGAACUAUUUUUACCCAGUCUCUGGUCGAAGGAAAAACAUUAGAUGAACCAACAGCUCGCCUUAUUCAAUAUUGUUAUUGUGCACCAGCGGAUGAAAAAUUUAGUGACGACAAACGUACAGCAUCAGAGAAUCAAAGUGGUAUCACAUUCGCUCACUAUAUACGUAUUUCGAUGAUGAGGUUUUCAAUAGUACUGAUCUUAGAGGCUGCUUCUCGACUAGAAAAAUAUUAUUCAAAAGAAAUCUACAGUGAACUAUCUAAACUCAGCCCGAUACCAUUUGAUCAACUUAAAACAAUUCGGGUGGAAGAAAGACUUUGGGCAAUCGUACAAAAUCAAUCGUUUUGA